Stegodyphus dumicola is the source of this 2798-nucleotide messenger RNA. RefSeq names its product protein neuralized-like. The record is from RefSeq and is a predicted model, not a curated record. Gene Ontology annotation, molecular function: ubiquitin protein ligase activity. NCBI's taxonomy places the organism in Eukaryota, Metazoa, Arthropoda, Arachnida, Araneae, Eresidae.
CGCCAUCUCUGUUCCUGUUGGAAUAGGAAUAGUCCCUGAUGUUCAAAUUUUGUAAAGUUUUUUGAUUCGCAAACUAUUUGGAGAGAUAAAUGUUUAUUGGUGGAGUGUUUUUUUCGCUGUGUAUCGACGAUGUCUUGUGAUUUCAUUUCGGAGUCACUUAGUGAUAACUAAGCAUAAUGACAUAUUAUGUUGAUAUGCUUUCUUCUGUAUAAAAUGAAACCGACUGUUUUACUGUGAUCCUCUGUUUCGCUAAGAAAGGUUGCGUAAAUGCAGUCUUUCUGUAUGAAUGUAUUUCCAAAAUGGGAACAGAAUAUAGUGUUCAUAAAAACCGAACAGUUUCACCUUCUGAUGAAGGCAUGGCACUAAGAAUGAGAAACAAUUAUCACCCUCUUCAUUUUCAUCAAAUCCAUGGUGAUAACGUAAAGUUGUCAAAAAAUGGAACAGUAGCAUGUCGCUCCGAAGGUUUUUGUAAGGGAAUUGUUUUUAGUGAUCGCCCGGUUAUGGUUUGUGAACAGAUAUUUGUGAAAUUUAUAGAUAUAUCAACAAACUGGAGUGGAGCUUUAAGAAUAGGUUUUACAAUGAAUGAUCCUGUGUCUAUGAAAUCUAAACUUCCUCGAUAUGCAUGUCCUGAUUUAACAUCUAUGCAUGGAAACUGGGCUAAAGCCAUAGCAGAGCGUCAGGUCAAGAAAGAUUCAAUUUUAUUUUACUAUGUGGACCAGAAUGGUGAUGUUCAUUAUGGUAUUGAUAAUGAGGAACAUGGUGUAUUUUUUGGUGGUGUUAAUACGUCUGGUAAAUUAUGGGCCGUCCUUGAUAUUUAUGGAAAUACAGUGGCUGUUGAAUUCCUUGAUCCUGGUUUCUUAAAUCAAGAUUCUGUUACAGAUGCUCAAAGCAAUGCUCUAACCAUAUUCAGGAAUAAAGGAAAUCAGAAUGCUUCUGGUGUCUUACAGAUUUCUAAUUUAAACUGCAAUUUGUCUUUCCACCGUCUUCACGGGAAAAAUGUAGUUCUAAAAAAGAAUGGAGCUGUUGUUUCAAGGAAGCCAGGAUGCUAUAGUCUUGCGUAUGCUUUUACUGAGAAACCUGUAAACAUUGGUGAAAAUGUUAUCAUGCAAGUUCUUCAAACUGAUUAUUUUGCGAAAGGACCUUUAAUGUAUGGUAUUACAUCCUGUAAUCCAUCAUAUCUUGAUCAAUAUGAACUUCCAGAAAAUACAGAUGAUUUAAUGGAUCGGCUUGAGUACUGGGUUGUUAAACCAGAUACUAACCAUUAUCGAAUUGGGGAUAUUAUUGUUUACAAAAUAAAUGCAGAAGGGGAAGUAAUUGUUUUGAAGAAUGAUCAAAAGUCAGCUGUUUUUCAUGUUGAUCCUACACAGCCACUAUGGCUGUUUAUUAAUAUUAUAGGCUCCAUCUCAGAAUUGUGGCUAGUUGAAACCUCAUGUAAUAAUGCAGUAACUGGUCUGGAAGAUCAGUUUGAAAGUAUGUCAAUAUCUUCUGAACCAUCUGCAGAUAUGAGUAUGAGAUCUAGGUCCUCAAAUCAGCAGUCAUUUACUGAAUGUGUCAUUUGUUAUGAAGAACCAGUUAACUGUGCUUUAUACCGUUGUGGUCAUAUGUGUAUGUGUUAUAAUUGUGCUACGAAAAUGUGGAAGCCAAGUUCUACUGUCCAUUGUCCCAUAUGCAGAGAGACUAUUCAGGAUGUUAUUAAGAUAUAUAGAUAAUUAAUAUUUUAUUAAGUUUAUAAACUUAGGAAUACAAGUUUUAUAUAUAGCAUGUGAAUAUAACUAAAGUGACUACUUUUUGAAAAAUUUUGAAUGUGUAAUUCUUCUGAGAAGCAGUUUGCAUUUUAUGGUUUGCACAAUAGUUUUCUGUAAGCAUUUAUGUUUAAUAUUUACUUUGAUAGCUUUUGUAUUGCAUAUGGCUUAUUUUAUCGUAAAGGUGACAUGUUGUAUUCAUAAUUUGUUUAUCUUUUAAUUUUAUUGCUAGGCAAUAAAAUAAUGUAAAGGUUUUGGCCAAAGUUAACUAAUUUUUUUAGUAUCUUUAAUUUUAAAUUCAGAUGUAUGCCAGAACUGCCAACCCUCUCAGCUAAACCAAGAAACUUUUAAUAUUUUAUCUUAUUUUGCAGGCCCCUGGUAAAUCCCUAAUUCUCCAUGUUUUAAAUUAAUCUCUUUACAUGUAGUUUUGGACAAAUAAUUUAUUACUAAAUGUCAUAAGGAAAGGAAAUUCUCUGAACACAAUUUUGGAAACAGCUACUUAAAAAAUUCUAACUUUUUUAUCAUAUUCAGUUUAAUUUUCUGAUUAAUUUAUCUUCAAUCUGAUCCGUGUUAAUCCUUUAUAGAAAUCUGUAAAAGAGUUUAUAAAGACAGUUAACAUUCUGAAUUUUGACAGUUAACAAAGUUCAGAACAAUGAAUAAAAUAUUUACAAAGUUAAUAUAUUUUACUUCAUAAUCAUAUUAUAGCUAGUUUUUAAUCCAAAUGAUGUGUUAUAAAGGGACUUUAUGUCAAGUUAGUCAGUUUAUAAUGUUUUAGAAGUCAUGUCGCGCAGUUUUUCACUUUUAAAGCUUGGCAGCCAUGGUAGUCAUCUGAAUUUUAUUUAUUUAAGUAAGUUUUAUUUCAGCUAAGAAUGAGUUAUAGUUAUUCCUUUAUGUGAUAUAGUUUUGUGUGACUAUAUUUUUAUGAACAUUUGAAGUGAGCGAAAAGCGACUUACAUCUCUGGAUGAAUUAUUUAUGUAGAAUAUAUUGUAUGAAAAUUUUGGUAGUUUAAGAAUGUUUCAGCAUUGAUUAAAUAAAAUAUAUGUAUUAUAAAAUUA